AUGACUGUAAGGGAGUAUGAAGCGGAAUUCAACAGCCUCAAGAAGUAUGCUAGGCGUGAAGCUGAGUGGGAAAUCUCCUUGGUCCGCAAAUUCAUGCGUGGACUCAGGGUUGAUCUCCGAACUCGUUGUAAGAUCCGCAACUAUGAUACUGUGGCUGAACUGGUGGAAAAGGCCGCAGAACAGGAAGCUGGAAUCAGUGAGGAAGCCAAGGUGUUUGGCACAGUGGUGCAUGUCCAUCCUGGUAAGCAUGCAGGAAAGAAUCAAAAGCCGGUGAAGGCUGGCUCUUCCAGCAAGCCGAAUGCAACAGGUCGCAGUGCGUGUUCGACUUGCGAGAAGAUGCACUCUGGUGUCUGCCGUGCUGCUACGGGUGCUUGUCACCGUUGCAGAAGUGUGGAUCACAAGGUGCGUGAUUGCCUUGAGGAAGAUCUAAGGCCGAAGAGCCAAAACAAGGGUGAUGGGAAACGUGUGUGCUACAACUGCGGCGAAACGGGGCACUACAAGAAUCAGUGUCCGUAG
Molecule: messenger RNA, 516 nt
Organism: Brassica oleracea var. oleracea
Lineage: Eukaryota; Viridiplantae; Streptophyta; Magnoliopsida; Brassicales; Brassicaceae
Product: DNA-binding protein HEXBP-like
Exons: 1
Coding region: 1-516 (171 amino acids)
Molecular function (GO): nucleic acid binding; zinc ion binding
Source: RefSeq, a predicted model, not a curated record